CUUCGAUAAAAGUCUUGUCGCAUUUAUAUCUCACAUCUACAGCCCAAUAUGCUUGCCUGGUAUCAAAGAAAGCUCAUCCAGCGUCCGCUAUUGACGCAGAGUCUGACGACUGCCACUCUCUUCGCUCUCGGCGACGGCAUCGCCCAACAGGCCGUCGAAAAGAAGGGUCUCGCGAACCAUGACGUAGCCCGCAGUGGCCGGAUGGCUUUGUAUGGCGGUGCAAUCUUCGGUCCCGCGGCCACAAAAUGGUUCCAGUUCCUCCAGAAUCGCAUCCAACUCUCCUCCCCGCGCCAGACUCUCGUCGCCCGCGUAGCAACGGACCAGUUGGCGUUCGCUCCCACCAUGACAGGUGUCUUUUUGAGUACGAUGUCCGUCCUGGAGGGAUCGAAUCCGCGAGAGAAGUUGCACAGGACGUAUUGGGAUGCGCUUCGGGCCAAUUGGAUGCUUUGGCCUGCCGUCCAGGGCGUGAAUAUGUAUUUUGUGCCGUUGCAGUUCAGGGUGUUGGUGGUUAAUGUUGUUAAUAUUGGUUGGAAUUGUUUCUUGAGUGUGCUGAAUGCAGCGCCGACGGAGGAGUUGUUGCCGAUGGUUUGAUUGAGUCUCCAGAUGAAGUGCCGGGGUAGAUCUUGCAUCUCUGGAAUCCAUGUAAUUGUACAUAAAGCGGGGGAGUAGCACCGUGGAGCCUAUC
This is a messenger RNA of Aspergillus heteromorphus CBS 117.55, 685 nucleotides long. RefSeq names its product Mpv17/PMP22 family protein. NCBI's taxonomy places the organism in Eukaryota, Fungi, Ascomycota, Eurotiomycetes, Eurotiales, Aspergillaceae. Gene Ontology annotation, cellular component: mitochondrion; membrane; cytoplasm. Bases 49 to 591 code for a protein of 180 amino acids. The transcript has 5 exons. The record is from RefSeq and is a predicted model, not a curated record.